AACAACCAAGCGGCAGGGUUUCAGGUGGUAUCAGAGAGGACAGACGUUGAGUUUUACUACCAGAAUACUUCAGUCGGUGGCCUGAGGACUACAUAUGGACUCGGGACGUCCUCGACUCAUUUCUGUUUCGCAACACUGCCAGAGUUCAGUGAGUUCCAGCUGCAUCUGACUUCAACUGGAGCUCCUGUAAUUACCGUGAUGUUUGAGCCAGCUGCUGUGACCCAGACACAGGAUCCUGUUCCAGGCACGAAGACAUCAGUAUCAGACCAACAAACACCAACGACCAUCAUCUUCUCUGGCCACCCACCCUUAAUUACUACCCUCCCACCUGCCUCUUCCCCUCUCUCUGAGGGUAUGGCUGACACUGCAGAUGGUGCCUCUUCAACCAUCACGCAGACCACUGGUUCUUGCACAGCCUCUGCCUCUUCUUUACCCACAUUCUCAACCACACAUGUCUCAGCUGAUGUAUCCAUCUCAUCACCUCCCAUGUCCUCAAAUCUUCACUCCCCA
Geodia barretti is the source of this 510-nucleotide messenger RNA. Lineage: Eukaryota; Metazoa; Porifera; Demospongiae; Tetractinellida; Geodiidae. The record is from the annotation of a GenBank genome assembly.